Molecule: messenger RNA, 240 nt
Organism: Stylonychia lemnae
Lineage: Eukaryota; Ciliophora; Spirotrichea; Sporadotrichida; Oxytrichidae
Source: the annotation of a GenBank genome assembly
AUGAAAACUUUAAUUUUCGCCGGCAUUUUACUUAUCGCCACUGUUUAGAGUAAACUAGAUCCAGUUAGUCCAUUCCCAGGCUUUUCAGCUGGAAUUGGAGCUCUGAAGACGAUUCCAUCUCUACCAAAAUGCCAUGCAUAAACAAAAGACUGGACACAUUUUGGUGGUCAUGGUAGAAAAGAAAUUCAACAUGCUCCCAAAGAUAGAGUUCAUUAACUUGGACAGCAGAUGCUAGGUUGA